CCGUCCACCGGCACGAGCAAGUUCUACACACGCGGCUACAACUCUCAUUCAAACUGAGACGGUUCUGGACGCGAAAAGGCGGAUUUAUUCCACACCGAAUCAGAUAGUCGUAAAUACCCUUUUUGACGUGGUGACUUUUUUUUAUCGCGAGGCAGCUUUGUUGGAAGGAUUUUGUUCAUAAUCGGAGACAUUUUUCAGUAUCCCGCGCGCGCUAUCGUAACUGUGCGCGCGCUAACGUUAAUUAGCUUACUGGCUAGCAAGAGCUAUUCUCAACAGGACAGAACUGCAACGUGUGGAUGUACCCCUGCUCAUCUGCAGUUACAGUUGCACAAUGGCUUUCUGUUCACUCUGCUUGAUGGCUCAGCACCAAAGGAAAAUCAACAGAUCUAGUACAAUUACAGGAUAGCAAUAAGCCCACACUAUAUACCUCCGUUUACCUUAAUUGUUUUCUGGUCCUUGCCAGGUAAACGCUUUACAAGUUUGCACUGCUAAAUCUCUGAAAUCCUGUUUAAAACAGGUGGGCCUGAAGAGAAUUUAAUUAUUUAUUUUACCACAUACCUCUUUAUUUUAGUAGCUGCUGUUUCAAAAUAGCAUUAUAAAGCUAUUCUGACAGGCAUUCAUCCCUUUUAAGAUUGUGAAGCAAUUCGUCUAUAGUCUACAAUCAUGGUUUCAACAACUGCGACUGCAAUAAUACUGGUCAGCACAGUAGGGCUAGCGACCCAGACUGCUCUGACAGAAUAUAUGUGGCUGUUGAUUGUUGGCUUCAUCAUCGCCUUCAUCUUAGCCUUUUCUGUGGGUGCCAAUGAUGUUGCCAACUCAUUUGGCACAGCAGUGGGCUCUGGAGUGGUCACCUUGCGCCAGGCGUGCAUUCUGGCUACAGUGUUUGAGACUCUGGGCUCUGUGCUCCUUGGGGCCAAAGUGAGCGAAACCAUCCGCAAGGGUAUCAUUGACGUGGGCAUGUACAACGGCUCUGAGCAUGUGUUGAUGGCUGGAUCCAUCAGUGCCAUGUUUGGAUCUGCUGUGUGGCAGCUCGCCGCCUCCUUCCUUAAGCUCCCCAUCUCUGGAACACACUGCAUUGUUGGUGCUACUAUCGGCUUCUCGCUUGUUGCCAGAGGCCAGCAGGGAGUCAAGUGGUUUGAACUCCUCCGCAUCGUUGCUUCCUGGUUCCUGAGUCCCCUUUUGUCUGGAAUAAUGUCAGGCAUUGUUUUCUACUUUGUGCGUGCGUUCAUCUUACGCAAGAAAGACCCUGUGCCUAAUGGAUUGAGGGCCCUGCCUCUGUUUUACGCCGUGACCAUGGGAAUCAACCUGUUCUCCAUCAUGUUCACUGGAGCUCCGAUGCUGGGAUUUGACAAGAUCCCUUGGUGGGGCACCCUGCUCAUCUCGUUGGGCUUCUCUCUGCUGACCGCCACUGUUGUCUGGUUUAUUGUCUGCCCUCGCCUCAAGAAGAAGAUUGCACGAGAUAUCAAGUCUUCCAGCCCCUCAGAGAGCCCCCUGAUGGAGAAGAGGGAGCUAAGAGAGGCCCACUGUCCAAUCCUGAAACAGACUGCCAAGGAGACCUCUAUGCCCACCACCCCAGCUGUCAAUCAAAGCCCCUCUGCUCAGCCCCAGGCUGCCCCUGAGGAGCGGAGGGUGGCGUUUGACAUCGGAGAUUCUGAUGAUCUUGACAAUAAUAAGGAACGCAAGGUGGCGUUUGACAUUGGAGAUUCUGAUGAGACAGACUACAGCGUUGCAAAUGGUGCUCCUAAACAAGUUGAAUCAGUCAGUCAGGUCCAAGUCAACAACCAGGAAGUCCACCACAGCAAUGGCUCCGCAAAUACUCCCAAUCAGGUCCAAUUCAACAACCACCCUCAGUUCAACAACAGGCCGGCGCAGAUUCCAAGUAACGGUUACAGCCAAUACCACACGGUCCACAAGGACUCUGGCCUCUACAAGGACCUACUGCACAAGCUCCACCUGGCCAAGGUUGGUGACUGCAUGGGCGAGGGGGGCGACCGACCUAUCCGGCGCAACAACAGCUACACCUCCUACACCAUGGCCAUCAUUGGCAUGCACGGAGACUUCAAGCACAAAGAAGGGGAAUAUCGUGCCAGCGAGGAUUGCGACAAGGGCCCAGUGUCAGGUGGUCAGGACAGGAAGCGCGUGCGUAUGGACAGUUACACUAGCUACUGCAAUGCUGUGGCAGAGCACACGACUCCUGAAGCUCUGGGAGAGAGUGAUGUGACACUAGAAAUGGGUAAGGAGGAUGCAGGUAGCAGCCAAACCUCUCUGGAUGAUGAUGGCCUUGAAGCAGACAAGCCAGAAGUAGCGACUCUCUUCCAGUUCCUCCAAAUUCUCACCGCCUGUUUCGGAUCCUUUGCCCAUGGAGGAAACGAUGUUAGUAACGCCAUUGGGCCGUUGGUAGCUCUGUGGCUAGUUUACACAACCAGUAGCGUGACUUCAAAUGAACCCACUCCCAUUUGGCUGCUGCUGUAUGGUGGCGUUGGCAUCUGCGCUGGACUCUGGGUGUGGGGUCGCAGAGUGAUCCAGACUAUGGGCAAGGACCUUACCCCCAUCACGCCCUCAAGUGGUUUCAGCAUCGAACUGGCCUCAGCCCUGACUGUCGUGGUAGCCUCUAACAUUGGCCUGCCUGUCUCCACCACCCACUGCAAGGUGGGCUCUGUGGUUGCAGUAGGAUGGCUGCGCUCAAAGAAGGCCGUAGACUGGCGUCUGUUCAGAAACAUCUUCAUGGCUUGGUUUGUGACGGUGCCCAUUUCUGGCCUGAUCAGUGCCGCCAUCAUGGCAAUCUUCAUCUAUGGCAUCCUAUGAGUAUUCGGGCGCACCCCAAGCAGGGGAGGAGAAAGAAACCGCUCCGGUGGCACCAGACGGAAAGGAGUAGGAAGGCCAAAAUAUAUCGCUUACCUCAAGCCAACAACUUUGGAAGAAAAGGAAAAAAAAAAUAGAAAUGUUUGGAAGGACUUGUGAUAUGGGCCUGUGGUUCUUGGCUGCAUCAUUUUCAACCUAGAAUUUGCUGUUUGUUCGAGUUGGGCAACAUUACUUCCAGGGAAGCCUGCAUUUCUUUAUUCUGACUUGCUUUUUCAUAUCUCAUUCUGUAAAGAGUUAAUCUAAAAGCAUCAACUGUUCUUUUUUUCUAAUACUGAAUCUUCCAUUUUUCUUAUUUAGCAAUUAUGUGUAUACAACCAUGCUCUGUUUUUAAUUUUGUUAUGUUAGAAAGAAAUGAACAAUUAAAAUGCAGUAUUAGCCUUUGCAGAUGUAACUCCAGUCAUAACACAUGCUGAAAGUAAUGUGGAUUUUUAGGUGAGGAAUGAGGUUAUUGGUGUGCAUGUGCGUGUUUUCCACCAGUUCCAAGUAUUUAUUAAUGAAUUCAUGUUUUGCAUUUGGCUUCCUUGUAUCCCCUAAACUGGGACACUACUUUUCCUCUCGUUAUAGAACAACAUUCAACUCUAAAUUCAGAGAGGUUGGUUACAGUGUUUUCUACCAAUACUUUAAAUUAUGCGAUCACAUUAACAGCACUGCAGUUUUAUCUAUGUGACACACACAUCGGAGUAAUUUACAAUGGUAGAAGCACUAAUCGUACGCACUGGAUGCCCACCUGCAGAAUGAUAUGUGAAAUACUGUAUCAUUAGCAUAAAAAGUCAGCACACUUCUGGUAGGAAAUGACAACGCCCUGAUAGUUUAAGUCAGUGAAAUAUCUGUGAUCCAGGUGUUUCAUAUGAAUCCCUUGAGGCUCUACAUUCUUGAUCAGCGCACACACAUCUGCCUGAAAUAACAUGGUUACUUUAAUUUGAGAACUGCAACAAACCAGAAUGUCAAAUGAUGCAAAAACAUGCUCUCAAACAAGACCUUAAGUCUCCUGUUAAAACUUGAUUGCAUCAUCCUUGAUGGUUAAAUGCUUUAGGCCUGCUUCAGCCUGGUUUUUCUAGUUCACUUGGAUCAGCCACUUCCAAGUAUGGUUUUUUUUUGUUUGUUUUUUUUUUCUGUGAAUUUGUACCUGGCCAGACAUUUAGUUUGCUCUAGCUUGCCUCUUUCUCCUUUAGCCUCAGAGGCUGAAUAAGGUUGUAAAUCAGGAGGAACAAAUAACCUAAAACUGGAAGUUAUCUAAUGGGGUGGUUUGAUGUUGAGCUGAUCUGGUCUCGUAUUUGAAUGACAGCAGACAUAUGUUGCAUGCCAACAGUGUUUGGUCACCGGGCUGCAGAACUAAAUGCAUUUCAGACCUAUAGAUGCUGUAGUUGCCUUAUUUGUUUUAUUUUCCCUUAGGUACCAAAGAAAAUAGAGUUUUGUUUUUUAAAUGCACAUCAACAUACUCUAGUCCACACUGUUGGAUUUAAAAAAACAAAACAAAAAAACAAAUAAAAAUGGGAAAAUACUCGUA
Micropterus dolomieu (smallmouth bass) is the source of this 4369-nucleotide messenger RNA. RefSeq names its product solute carrier family 20 member 1b (gene slc20a1b). Bases 664 to 2805 code for a protein of 713 amino acids. Gene Ontology annotation, molecular function: phosphate transmembrane transporter activity. Gene Ontology annotation, cellular component: membrane. The transcript is spliced from 11 exons. Gene Ontology annotation, biological process: phosphate ion transmembrane transport. NCBI's taxonomy places the organism in Eukaryota, Metazoa, Chordata, Actinopteri, Centrarchiformes, Centrarchidae. The record is from RefSeq and is a predicted model, not a curated record.